GGCCUAAAGCGAGAGCGAGCACGAGAACCCAUCAUCGCUUUGCCUCCCCCGACGAGACGACGCACACGCACUCCCCCCCUCCUCCUCCUCCGCCGCCGCCGCCGCCGCCGUCGCGGGGAAGUGGCGCAAGGGAGCGGCGGGCUGCCCCCCGCCUGCGCCCCUCUCCCUCUCACACGAGCUCCAGAUCUCGCGUCGCGUUGCCUGCAUCCGCACGGGGGGUCUGUCUAUCUGUGCUAUGGAGACGAGCUCAUCUUCCUCCGCGCCGCCGCCGCCGCCGCACUCCAUACCGGCCUCCGGAGUCUGGGAGGACGCCUCGCCGCUCCUCGCCGCCGCGUGCCGUGAUCUCCAGGAUGGGGAACUUGUACAUGGAGAGAACUUUAGUCUCUUUGGUGCAAUGUCUGCAUUGGAAAUAAUGGAUCCUAAAAUGGAUUCUGGAAUUGAGAAAAGUGGAUACUACUCCAUUGAGGAAGCCAUAGAAGAUGGUAUUGCCCCAGUUCCACUUAGUUUGGACAGAACAAUUGAUGUUCAGCGCACUCUUGAUGUCAUGGAUCAUCUUUUCUCAUGCGAGGCAACAUGGCACAAGGGUCACACUCUAGCACAGACUGUCUUUACAUGUAUUUACCUUAUGAGGAUGGAGAGAACUUCAUCACAUGCUAUACUAAAUAGCUUUUGCAGAAUUUUGCGUGCUACCUGUUAUGCUGUGGUUUCUGUUGUUUCUACUGCCCGAACUCAUGAGGAGGAGGACCUCUUUACUAUGUCUUUUGGGCUGCCUUUAAGAGAUGAAGGUGAUGAAAAGUGCCUGUCAAUUCUUAACUCAGUUGAAGAGACAAUAUCUCGUCAAUUACGCGCUUGUAAAGCCCAAGCGUUGUCCAAGAAAAAGACACUAGAAGGUCUUGAAUCCCUGCAGGACAAUCCUGAUCUGGAAGAGGAUUACUGCAGAGCAUUGUUAUGUAGAUUACGUUUUCGUAAGCAUUUCUACCAUGUUGUUACAUGCUUGAGGAAACCUCAUGGAAAAGGGUUGGAGUUGGCACGGAAGCAUGUUGCGUCAUGCUUGACUGAGCUCAGUUUGAUGCUCAAGUCUCGAGAUUUCCUCAAGUCACAGUCCAACCAUACAUUGCAACAAGAUGAUGAAAUCUGCACAACUGCAUCAGGUGUUCGCCCUGUCGGCUUUGAUGCUAGCUUAAACAGCAGACUUCUGAGUCCAGCACCGCCUCGUGCAGUCAAAAUACUUAGCUGGAGCGAUGCAAUCAGGUACUUUGAGAAGCUUCUGUGUGAUCUAGAUAUCAUUUGCUCUUCACCACUUGAUCCGGUGCUUGAGAAUGUACUUCACUUUGUUGUACAGUUCCAAAAAUCAGUACCAGAUUUGGUUCCUAGAGCAUUUCUUCAGACUUUAUUGGUUCAAGAUGGCAAGCUUUAUGGUCGGGACUUGUCUUGUGAUGUGAUUUCAAGGGCUUUAUCAUUACCGGAUAUUAUAGGUGAUAAGGAAUUCCAGAUGAAUGAGUUUGUGGUGCAGCUAGGUCAGUUGGUUAUCAAUUUGCUUAAAAUUCUUUGCACGAACACUGCAUGGCAACGGCGCAAGCUUGGGAAGAGCUUGCAGGAUUGGAGUACCAUUUCCAUACAGUUGGAACUUGCGUUGAAAAGAGAGUUUGGUGAAACUAGAAAUGUCUUACCCCAUGAGAACAUGUGCAUGAGAGUAUCAAAGCAACUUCUGGUUUGGACUCAGGAACAUACCUAUUGGGUUGCUUAUCGGUUUCUCAUAUUGGGUUUUGAACUUGACCUGUAUUCUCCGAGUGAAUAUUGUAUGGUGUACUGGUACAUGUACGUGGUCCUCAUGAAGCUGAUAGAGCAGAUGCAGUUACGAAUCCUUGCUAGUAAUGAAAACUCGCGAAGAAAAGGGAAAAAGAAGAAGGAUCAUUCAAAAGACUCCUCACGGGACAUGGCGUUUCCAUCCUCUUGUCUAUUGCUUCAGUGUUAUGUUUUACUUUCAGAAGGACUUUCAAUGAUGUUGGCUGCCCUGAGGAUCAAAAGCAAUUUAUUCCAAUUACCAAGCAUCUUCAAUAGUGAGCAAGAGAGAUUCAUCCAGCAUUUCGAUCUUCUCCAGAAAGCACGGCUUCCAGAGCACAUUACCUACUACAGUUUUAGGGAGUCGGCUUCCCAUGCAACAAUAGCAGAUCUGAUGAAAUAUAAUUUCUUUAAAGAAAUUCAUAAGAUAACCCCGUCCUUGAGGGGAAGUUUUGCAAGUGAACCAGAAAAACUUGCAGAAAUCCGCCAGAUAGAGCAGGUGGCUGAGCACAACAGAAUAGCCCUAAACAUCAUCAGCCAAGUCAGAGCUGGUGAUCCGUCCUUGAGAGUUUCAUUUGAGUUUACACACCACCCACAUUUCGCUGUGGCAGUUGUAAAGAGAUCAUAGUUUCCUCUUGAAGAAGAGCAUUUUUUUUUCCAACUUCAUCUUCGUAUACCAAUGGCAGACGAGUCAGCUCCAAAAGCAAAUUGCUGCUGUCUUGUUCAUUGGUUCGUCCAUCUCCUUUGUGGCCUUAUGUGCUUUAGGUUGUACAAUGUACACCAUGUAACAAUUUUGUAGACAAAAAGAAAAAAACUAAAUGAUUAGUUACUAAAUUUGUUCUGUUAAAACAAUUUUUGAGAUGUUUAUUAUGCUAGACACGAUUAUACGAAUCCUAUGUAAUUCCAGCGAGAAACAGUUGCUGACAAAUUGAGUUCAAUUCACGAGCUUUUGUUACCUUGCAAUAUAUUUUUU
Oryza brachyantha (malo sina) is the source of this 2755-nucleotide messenger RNA. Its product is annotated as N-alpha-acetyltransferase 35, NatC auxiliary subunit. The transcript is spliced from 16 exons. Gene Ontology annotation, cellular component: NatC complex. NCBI's taxonomy places the organism in Eukaryota, Viridiplantae, Streptophyta, Magnoliopsida, Poales, Poaceae. Gene Ontology annotation, biological process: N-terminal peptidyl-methionine acetylation. Bases 236 to 2410 code for a protein of 724 amino acids. The record is from RefSeq and is a predicted model, not a curated record.